AUGCCUACCAAUCGCGCUGCUUACCAACCUGGCCAAAAGGCCUUUUCUCUCGAAGUUAGAGAAGCGCCGUAUCCCUCUGCAGAGGCCGAUAAAAUUGUGGUGAAAAACGGCGCCGUUGCCAUCAACCCAAUCGACUGGCUCAUCCAGUCCCGAGGUGAUAUAAUGUUCACCCAUCUUGCCUACCCAUUUGUCCUUGGCUCGGACGUGGCUGGAGAAGUGGUUGAGGUUGGUAAGAAUGUGACUCGCUUCAAAGUCGGAGACCGUGUGCUUGGUUUCACUCGUGGAAGUGAUGCAAAAAUAAAUGACCCUGCAGAGGGUGGCUUUCAGCUAUAUACCGUGUUGCGUCCUAACAUGGUCUCGCAUAUUCCGGACGAACUGCCUUAUGAGUCUGCCGCCGCUGUUCCUCUUGGACUUGCUACUGCCGCUGCAGGUCUUUUUGAAGAGACCGAAUUGGCCCUCGACUUACCUUCCGAGCCGGCCAAACCAUUUAAUGGAAAGACACUCAUUAUUUGGGGAGGCUCUACUAGUGUCGGGGUCAAUGCGAUUCAGCUAAGUGUUGCUGCCGGAUAUGAGGUAUUCACUACAGCCUCGCCCAAGAACCACAAGUACCUCAAAUCAUUAGGUGCUAGUGAAAUAUUCGAUUACAAAAGCCCUACCGUUGUCGCCGACAUGGCUCGAGCUCUAAAAGGGAAAUCUACCGCAGGUGCUCUAUCCAUUGGCCAAGGUGCUGCUGAGAAAUGCAUGGAAGUCUUGAACAAUUCAAGCGGUAACAAGUUUAUCGCCAUGGCUUCUUUCCCUGUUCCUCAGAAAGAGCCCCAGAUCCUGGUUUUCUUCCGCACUGUUGUCUUUUUCGUCUCCUGGAUGAUCUCUUUCAAAGUAAAGGGGUUCUUCAAGGACAUCAAGUCUAACUUGCUCAAUGCUGGUAUGAUCACUAACAGUAAUGUAUGCAAGGCCAUAUUCGUUGAUUAUCUUCCAAAGGCUCUCACUGCAGGCACUUUUACGCCUGCACCAAAGGCUGAGGUUGUCGGACAUGGUCUUGAACACAUUCAAGAUGGUUUUGACGCCCAGAAGAAGGGUGUUUCUGCAAGUAAGAUUGUUGUCACUUUAUAA
Molecule: messenger RNA, 1110 nt
Organism: Talaromyces rugulosus
Lineage: Eukaryota; Fungi; Ascomycota; Eurotiomycetes; Eurotiales; Trichocomaceae
Exons: 1
Coding region: 1-1110 (369 amino acids)
Molecular function (GO): oxidoreductase activity, acting on NAD(P)H
Source: RefSeq, a predicted model, not a curated record